Molecule: messenger RNA, 1412 nt
Organism: Chrysoperla carnea
Lineage: Eukaryota; Metazoa; Arthropoda; Insecta; Neuroptera; Chrysopidae
Exons: 5
Coding region: 294-1361 (355 amino acids)
Source: RefSeq, a predicted model, not a curated record
GGCAUUUGGCGACAUAACCGCAAUGCAAAUCAAUUGGAUUUUCAACCAACGUGUGUGAGAACUCGUAAUAAGUGGGUCAUCGAAAUUUACAACAAAAUUAAUUUUUGUUUACGAAUCAUAAUUCUGAUUAUAUAAACAAAUGAUUAAAUGUAAAUAAAAUCUCUCCACAAGUUUCAUUCAUUCUAUGUUUAAUAUUUGUUCAUCCAAAACUAUAUAACUUGUGGCAAAUGCUCGAUAUUUGAUUAGUUUUACUGGAAAUAUAUCGUGACGAAAUACAGUUAUCUGCUAUAACAAUGUAUCAGUUUUUAAUUAUUGUGUCUUUGAUUUCCCUAUUUUCAAUAAAUUGUGUUCAUGGCUAUCAAGGGAGUCUUUGCAGACAAAGUGAUAAUGGACAACAGAUUAUUUACAACGGACAAUCUUUGUCAAUGCCAUAUUUUCCAGGAACGACACAGAGUGUGAUACCAUAUGGCUAUGCCAGAACAAUUGUUGGAAGAAAUGUUCCAACAAAUCCUGUAAUUAAUGGUCAACCUCAAUUCUUAUACCCCGGGAUGCAACCAGAUAUCUAUGCGCCACAAUAUGGAUAUAAACCUGGAUUUAAUCUUGCAUCUGGAUUCAAUCCUGCAAACAAUGGACAAUCCUUAUUGCUUUCAGCAUUGCAACAACCAAUGCCAAAUGCGAAUCUAAAUCAGCAACAAUCAAUAUCAAAUAUAAGAUAUCCCACUCAAUAUGAAUACAUUCCCACUAAUAUGAAUCAAAAUCAAGUUCCAAUAUAUAAUAAUCAAGUUCCAAUUUAUAAUAAUCAAGUUCCGAUCCAUAACCAGCAAGUUCCGAUAUAUUACAAUCCAUAUCCCGGCUUACAAUCGCAACAACCGUUAAAGCGAUCAAUUGAUGUAAUCCCCAUGGAACAAGCAUAUAAUCCAUGGUCGCUAACGGAUGAUGGUCAAACAGGAAAUAUUUUGCAAAAUGUUAUGGAAUUGAAUAAUAACAACAAUAAUAAUAAUACAAGCCAAGGUGAUGAAAAUGAGGCCGUGGCCGCCGCAAGUGAAAAUGGAAAUGCAGUACAUUUGGAAUACUUUCCUAUUUCCGAACCACUAGAUUUUUCUGGUUUCAAGAACUUUUCACUCACCGAUUUGUUUCUAGACAAAGGCAUUUCAUUCGAAAGUGAUAUAUUUAACAUUUGCGCAAGAUGUGAAGAAGCUGCAACAAAAUGCGAAAUAACUGAUAAACCAAAAGAUGAGAACAAAAUUGAUCGUACGAGAGUUUGUAAAACAUCAGCACAUAUUUUAUCGUCAAUAUCAAAGGAAAUACCAAAUCCAAAUCAUACAAAAGAAAAUUCCAUGCAUACCGUGGUACUGGCGUAGCAAAAUUGUUAGCAUAAUAUUAAGUACCUAAUUUUGUAAUAUUUUUAAUAU